Caenorhabditis briggsae is the source of this 1578-nucleotide messenger RNA. RefSeq names its product Protein CBR-IMA-1 (gene Cbr-ima-1). The transcript has 5 exons. The record is from RefSeq and is a predicted model, not a curated record. Bases 1 to 1578 code for a protein of 525 amino acids. NCBI's taxonomy places the organism in Eukaryota, Metazoa, Nematoda, Chromadorea, Rhabditida, Rhabditidae. Gene Ontology annotation, molecular function: nuclear import signal receptor activity. Gene Ontology annotation, biological process: NLS-bearing protein import into nucleus. Gene Ontology annotation, cellular component: nucleoplasm; nucleus.
AUGGAUGAUCACCGACCUAACCAUGUAGGGCGAUCAAAAAUGUAUAAAACGAAUGCUCGCGAUCAGAACGAGAUGCGCCGGAAGCGGAGAGAAGACGAAGUUCAAAUUAGAAAAUGUCGCAGAGAGGAACGGUUCGAAAGGAAUCGGAAAAUGACUACAGAAAGAUCUUUGAGUCAAGACGAAAAUUCCGAAAUUCUCAAAAAAGUAGUUGAUGGCUUGCACAGUAUGAAUGACGAAGUGAUUUCUGAAUCACUGACGAGGUUGCAUGACAAUGUCAAAUAUAAUGGAUGGACGGUACAAGCUCUUGCCAAAGGUCAGAUUCUAAACAAAAUAUCAGACGUUUAUUGCAAUCGGAUGAUUUCAAAUGCAACUCGUCAGCUUAUUGCUGAAAUUUUUUCUAUAACCAGCAAUCUUGGCAUUCAAGCAAAUGAAGCAUUCAACCCAGACGAAAAAGUUAUUCAAGCUCUUGUUACCAACAUUUCCCAAUUUUCCAAUGACGAGGAUGUUUUGUGUGACACUUUUCAGUCAAUAGCCUGCUUCAUCAUUCGUAGCUUAAUCUAUCGAAACCUGGCUCUGGACAAUGCUAUUGUUCCAGAACUGUUGUUAAUCAGCACACAACCAAUGAGCGUUCUUCUUCAUCGCUCACUGAUGUGGCUGGUGUCAUUAUUCUGCGAAAAACUGGAUAAGUAUAGUCCGGAUGUAGAGGAAGUUGCACCGCUUCUUGAGAUCAUUACCAGCGGAAUAACUUCGACCGACGCGAUGGUUCAGACAGACGCUGCAUCAGCUUGCGCAUCUCUGGCAGAAUGGUCACCGAUUUAUGAGCACAUGCAGGAACAAAAACUAUGCUCCAUACUUGUCGCAAAUCUCAGCAAUGAUAAGGGAAAUGCUAGACCAAAAGUAAAAUGUGCUAUUAGCUACAUUAUUCAAGCUACUGGAUAUUUUACUGAGGAAAUGAUAGAAGCUGGUCUUCUGAGUGUUCUCAAAGGAUUCGUCAAUGUCAGUUAUAUGUCACAGGAAGUCUGCUUUAUCAUCUCAAAUAUUUGCGUCGAAGGAGAGCAUACCAUUGAUAAACUGAUCGAGUCCGGAGUUUUGAAAGAAGUCGCUCGAGUAAUGGACGCAGCUGAAUACCGCGCUCGCAAAGAAGCUGCAUUUGUCAUUUGUCACUGCUGUGCUUCGUCUAAUCGCCGACAUCUUGAGUAUGUCAUUGAGCUAGGAAUGCUCACAGCAUUCACCGAUCUCCUUACAUGUAUGGAUGUUUCUUUAGUAUCAUACAUUCUUGAUGCUAUCACAUCACUACUUCAAUUUGGUGAACUCUAUAAUCAAAAUAACACUAACCCAGUAGCUGAGAAACUCGAGGAAAUUGGAUGUCGAGAAAAGCUAGAAUUUCUAGUGGAGAGCCAAUGUUUCGAAAUUCAUGCUAAAGCAUUCACGAUACUCGAGAGAUUCUACGGUGAUGACGAAGAGAUUGCAGCGGCCGAAGAGAUUACAGAUUAUCAGCCUCGCAGCACAAUCGAUAGCACAAUCGAGAUGCUUAUCCGCAAUUCCGCAACCACAACAUCCCAGCCCUUUACAUUUUGA